CAUAUAUAGAGCUCAGCGGAAACAUAUAAAUUAUAGCAUCUGACCAAUGAGAAUUUCGCGUCGCGAUUUGAGACGCAGAUAUUCAAAUUUAUUAGUCAUCGAUGCAGGCUCUCAAUUCAGCUUGAGAGCCUGUUCGCAGGCUAUGCCCAGUCAUGCUAGAUUUGCACAUAUUCCGACUAAGUUCUGGUCUUGAAUAACUUGGACUUGGACAGAUCAAACGGUACAAGCAAAAAGUUAAGUACGCAGAUGAGAAGAAUAUCGCGUACGUACGUGGUACGUAGCUGACAAAACAGAAGUAUAAUAUUGACCGUAAUAUUGGUUGGUCCUCCGUUACGUCAGUACGCGAAUUAUCGCACCCCGCUGAAAGUUUCUCGUAAAACAACACUUUCGUACUUACAAAAAACGAACGAUCUGUACCAGUGUAUAGAUCUGUACCUUGAACGAUCUUCGGAUUGAUAGUGAUGAAACUACCUGAAAAAUAUAAGGAGAACUACUAACUUCGGAGUGUGGAUACUAAAUUCCAACGAAGGGUCUUCGCUCGAAACGUCGAAAUUCUCCUUGUAUUUUUCAGGUAGUUGCAUUCCUGUCAAUCCGAGGUUUUUCAGAAAAUCUGCCUAUGGUAUAAAAUAAAUUGUUUUGUUAUUCUAUUUAUUUAAAUUGCAUAUUUUGUAGGGAAACACGUGAAAAUCCAUACAAAUCACCUUUAAAGAGACCCAUGACACCCUUGUAAGUGAACAAUUGACCUAUGGUUGGGCUAAUAGCCUGUUAUGUAUAAGUGGUAUAAUCUUCAAUGUACUGUAUAUAUGACCCAGUCUGUACACUUGUGUAAAUACAGGCCAAGGACGUCUAAACGGAGAGUUAUUACAGAGAGAGUUAUAUCGGAGAGUUAAGAUUUCGGACAGAGUUAAGUUUGAGAGUUAAGUUCCAAACCAGCACACCAAACUCUCCCAAUGUUUUCUUUCAACUAACAUAAGAGGGUUAACAUUGACGCAACUCUCUUCCGUAUAAAUUUGUAACAUAUUACGUAACAUUGUAACAUAUAACAUAUUUGUAACAACCUUAAACUUAAUUAAGAAGUUUUCUACUUACGGUUCGGUUUUGGUCGAAGAAAGGUUAUGUACGUAUUGCUCAGGUAACGGGUAGAUACGUCUCGUCAUUUACAGUACUGUAUAUUGAUGACGCUCGCCUUCUUCACAACCGUAACAACAGUUAGAAAUUUGUUAACAGUUACUCUCUCAUAAUCAAUUUAUGUUUUGACGGAAGAGAGUUCCUUCAAAUUUAAAUCUCAUGUUGAUCUGAGAUAAGAAAUUGGGUGUGGUCGCUGGAGAAAGUGGACGGGGCUCGAACUCAACUCUCCGAAAUCUCAACUCUCUGAUAUAAUUUUCCUUAUAGAAUAACUCUCCUUUUAAUAGUCAUACCCAUACACACCCUGGUAAUGGUUUCUUAUAGGGAACAAAUGAAAUUACGAAAGCAAGAACAAGCGGAUGCACAAGCGGAAAGACUAAAGUUAGUGUUUGCCAUAUCACUCACAUAUUUCCUGAUUAAUAUUGCACAGAUGUUUUUACCUCACAAAAUCUUCACUCAACCUCGUACCCAAGGCUCUUUCCGCUACGCUUCUCACUCUCGUCGGUUAAGCCUUAAGUGGUGUGUAUCGUCAAGUGUCUCUAACGAUCCCACUUAGGGCGAAACAGAGAGUGGAGAUUAUGGAAGUUUCCCGUUUCUGGUUGUUUUGUUCUCUUUGAUACUUGGUAUAUAAUAAAAUACCUAUUGACUGGGACUUUCGGGAAACACCAUGUAUUGUGAACAUUGGCAGUCUCUGGUCCACAAAACAUACUGUUUCCUUCGGUCCCAAUUCGCUCAAUCUUUAUGUGAAGAAUUCUGAAUUGCACGACGUCAUAAAUUACAUGUUUGUUUUCAGACAGUACACAGCGAAGCAAUUUGCAGAAAGUCGACAGCAAUAUUCGGAUGUGAAACGAAAACAGGUAAAUUUCGUGUUGGGUCAAGCGCACCGAAAUGUGGCAUUUUGUUUGGAUCUACCCCGGCGUUCUAGUUGGAGCGGACCACUGUAAAGGUCCAGUAACGCUGUGAGGAAUUUUUGUAAGGGCCAUCUCUUAUUGGUCUACACCAUUCCUCACAGCCUUACUGCAUGGACCUUUACAGAGAAUAGUUUAUAACUGAUAAUCUAGUAGAGCUAUACAGUACAAAUAAAGUUAGUUAAGUUUAGGUUUCCUCCUGUAUUGAUAAGUAUGGGUUCCUUUCUUUCCCAGCUUACUGACUUCUAGCGAGAACCGUUUAUAAAAGUUAUAGAGUUACGUUUGGUUCAAGUGUAUUCCUGUAUUGACACAGAUCCAACGUGGAAUGACCCAUAUAUUGUACCUCUAGCGAAAACAACUAUUCAUUGUAAAUGAAGUAAGUCGAGCUUAGUUUAUUGUAGUUCUUGAAUUCUACAAUUUGUUUGUUUUCCAGUCUCGUAUAUCAGUGGGUUUACCUUGGGUCGAUGAACAUCCUGAUGUAUUUAGCGAGUUGCCAGAGGUCCGUGAAGACGACACUGAGAGCCCGAGACUGCCAGCAGCACAUUACAGAGCACGUGAACAAAACGUGGUCACUAGCAGUGGGGACAGCGGGCAUAUUGCGAGUGAUCAAGAGGAGGAAGCUGGUGACAAGUAUGAAGAUACUCUAUCGACUGAAGGUAUUAUAAUUUCCAUUAGAUUAUUUUAUUCUGAUUGCAAACUGCUCUAUACAUAACCAUCCACAUAGCUAAAAUACUGAAACUAAACAUAAAAACUGGCUGAGCCGUGUCCCUUAUGACAUGGCCAACUGGGAUAUGAUGAUCUACAGUACACAUAAAAACACACAUUUUAACAAACCUGCAGCAGACUUGUAGCGAUGCUGUUCCAACAACUUGUCAACAGGAUGUGUUCGCACUGCUUGUACCCAGCUUGUUGACAAGUUGUCAGCGGCUUGUUGACAACUUGCAACAAGGUUAUUGAUUCAACAGACUUGUUACAAGUUGUUCCAACAACUUGUUAUCUCCUGCAAUUCAACAACUUGAUAACAAGUUGUGAGUGACAACCUUGCAGCAACUUGAUAAAAUAACAACAUUGUUACAACUUGUUGACAAGCUUGCUACAAGCCUGUUGCGAACACAUCUUGUUGACAAGUUGUGAGAUUUUUACAUGUGUAGUACAGAUAUUAUUAACGUCCAAUACAAGCUAAAGAGGAAAGGUUAAUUCGUUGGACAUACAAUUCUGAAUCCUACAGAUAAGCAACAUGAAAAUUGACCUGUUUUACUAUCCGAUGUUUACUAGAACUGAGCGACGACCUAACUUUGACGAACGUCUCCACGAUUCCCGAAGACAGCCUAGAAGCGGAGACAUACUACUCUCAGUUUGAGAAUGAAUUCGAGGAUGACGAUGACCUCGAGGACAGUGGUGGAUCUGAGGGGUCAGAUGAGGAUAACGAUGAACAUAAUGCAUUAAUAAAUCAACUACAGGCAGCCCUAGAACUUGAUACUCAGGAGACUAUUCUUGAGGAGGAGACGAUCGAAGAACGGUUUUCUCAAACUCUACGACAGCAAAGAAUCAUCGCUUUGAAACAGUAUCCUUUCUGUAAAUGAGAUGGACAUUGAGAAGGUCUAUGCUAGAGACUCAUCAUCGGUCAUACAGAUCAUCCGUCUCUAAUAUCAAGCCCCUACUAUAGUAUAAACCGUAGAUGGAGAUUAUCGAGUGGAAAUUUAUCUACAUUUAUUAGACCUAACCAUGAACAGAAGCGAAAAAUGCAACUAUAGGUCCCUUGCAGGAAUCGAACCUUCGGCCCUGCGAUUCCGGUGCAGCGCUCUAACCAACUGAGCUACAGAGGCCAGUUGUCGAGCUCUAACCACAAGUUCAUGUACACAGAUACUUCAAUUAAGGUUGUCCCCGAGUAAAGCGGAAAAGUCGAAUACAAGCGCGAAAGCUUGCUGGGAAUCGCUAAAAAAUUAAUGAAUUUUUUAGCGAUUCUCAGCAAGUCUUUCGCGCUCGUAUUCGACUUUUCCGCUAUGUUCGGGGACAACCUUAAUUGGAAUAGCUGUAUACUAGGAUACUGCCAAGGCAAGGGCCGCGGGUUCGAUCCUGCCAGGGACCUGGUUAGGUCUAAUAAAUGUAUAUAAAUUUCCGCUCGAUAAUUUCCAUCUACAAUACCCUUCAACUAUUAUUCAUUUGAGUGAGAUGCCAACAAAAUAUUGAUAUUUACCUAUAUUACCUGCAUUGUACUUAACUGGGAAAAUGCAAUAUAUAAAAUUACACUCGAUAAUUUCCAAACACUCCAAAAUUUACAAAUUUUACCUGCAUUGGUCCCCUACAUUUGAGAUAUCUUUUUCAGGUAUAGUUGAAACACAAACCAUGGCAGUGUGUUAUUAUAAAAUUACUUUAUGGUUUCCGUGUUUGGAUGGCCUGAUCCAAACACGCGGGAAUGUUGCGAGAGUUAAGAAAAGCGCGCGAAACACGAGCCGAAGGCGAGUGAUUUUGCGCUCUUUUCUUAACUCGAGCAACAUUCCCAAGAGUUUGGAUCAGGCCAUCCAAACACGGAAACCAUAAAGUAAUUGUUUUAUAAAAUAACAACUUUCCAUGUUAAAAUUUCACUUUAAAAAACUUUCACUUUAAAUUUCCGUGUUUGGAUGCCCUGAUCCAAACACGGAUUUUGACCAAUCAGAGCACGCGUUAUAUACAUGUUAUUUUAUAAAGAAUAUUAUCUAUGUGGAACCUCGUUCCUUGAUUCGUUUAUCAGAGAAUGCAUCAAAGUGUUUGGCGAGAAAACGUUCAAGAAGGUUUAUCGAUAUUUGAGAGAAGUUCGUUUUGACCGCAAGGAAACAAUGGACGAGCAAUCGAUCAUUGAAGGAUUGGGAAAGUUUGUAGCCCACCCUACAGACUGCUUUCUGGUCGAUCAACUACUGUUCUUGGAAAAACAAAUGGAGAUCUCUGCGAGUGUUCGCUGAAUAUUUUUUAAUACCCUAAAUAGCCUUGCAGUGGGCAGAGUCGUAGAGAGUUUUUGAAUGGACGAAGCAAAAAUUGGCGUCUUUCAGGGGCUGCUUGUACGAAGGCUGGGCAGUACUACCCAAAAAAUAAAUUUUAAUUUAUAAUUAAAUUUAGGAAGCUUGAAAAAAUUGCUUUGCUGUGGACAGUGCCGUACGGCCUUUGUACAACCGGCCACAAAAUGUAAUUCAGCCCAAGGGAAAUUACACAUUGUUUCACUAAGGUGGGAAUCCAGGAAACACUGGUUCCUAGACUAACCGCUAGCCAAAGCCUGCGUACACGCGUAAAAAUGGAGAAAAUCAACUUGUUGCAAGUUGAUAUCGACAGGCGCGAACAUGGAGAAACAUGGCUAGCCUAACCUGCGUAGCUGGCGGUUUUAAGCAGGGCGCUUAUAUAUAUAAGCGCCCUGGUUUUAAGGGUUGGGGUUGAGUCGAGGCCAACGAAACUGAUUAGGGAGGCGAGGAGCGGGAAACGGGGAAAUGCUGGCGAGGCCGCGUCUCGCCUCCCUAAUUUUCGUUGGCCUCGCCUCAACCCCAACCCGUAAAACCGCCAGCUACACGGCUAAAAACGCACAGGUUGUUGCAAGUUGAUAUCGACAGGCGUGAACAAUGUUGUGCGGCCAACUAUGAACUAGCCUGCGAACAGGCUCUCUCAAUUCAGCUUGAGAGCCUGUUCGCGGGCUAACUAUGAACAAGUUGUCAACCAUGUUGUUCCAAGUUGUUACAGUUGAACAAUGCUGUAACAACAUGUUGACAAUACUGUUCUUAGUGGGCCGCACAACCUCGGUGAGUGAACAAGGAAACACUUGUUAUGUUUUAUUGAAACACUGUUUCCUAGUUUGCCUUGAGCCUAGUUAAUUAAGUCUCAAGCAGGUUUUGAGCCGAAAUUGGUCCGCUUAGAUCGAUCGAGUACUUAGAGUACCGCUUAGAGUACUAUGUACAUCAUUUUUUUAUGUCCAAUAAAUUAGUGUUCCUAUUGAAAAGGAUAAACGUUUUAAUCUGCUCAUAGACGGACUGGGUUUUGAACUGGAUGUCGUUGCUGCUAGAACGUCAAAAACGAUGUCUCGCUAACCGGUAUCCUAAUUUUUAGCGAGAUAAGGGAAAAACCAAGCCUGUCUCGGCAGAACCCUCGGUAUUCGCCCUCGUUUUCAGUACGGCUAUCUUUAAAAUAGGGAACGGG
Molecule: messenger RNA, 6188 nt
Organism: Paramuricea clavata
Lineage: Eukaryota; Metazoa; Cnidaria; Anthozoa; Malacalcyonacea; Plexauridae
Source: the annotation of a GenBank genome assembly